Molecule: messenger RNA, 2790 nt
Organism: Lynx canadensis (Canada lynx)
Lineage: Eukaryota; Metazoa; Chordata; Mammalia; Carnivora; Felidae
Exons: 3
Biological process (GO): DNA integration
Molecular function (GO): RNA-DNA hybrid ribonuclease activity; nucleic acid binding
Source: RefSeq, a predicted model, not a curated record
AUGGCAUCACACCGCAUAUCCGCGCCUCCUUGGCUUUGGGGGUCCUACGCACCUGCCACUCAGCAUGGAAUACCCCCCCUGCUGCCCGUGCGCAAACCCAACAGUGGGGAAUACAGGCCAGUGCAGGACCUGAGAGAAGUCAAUAAGCAGGUGAUGGACAUAAAUCCAACCGUUCCUAACCCCUAUACUCUCUUGAGCGCCCUCAGCCCAGAAAAACAAUGGUAUACUGUUCUGGAUCUAAAAGAUGCUUUUUUCAGCCUACCACUAGCGCCUAAAAGUGAAGAGCUAUUUGCAUUCGAGUGGACAGAUCCAGACAGGGGCAUAAAUGGCCAACUCACUUGGACCAGACUGCCACAAGGAUUCAAAAACUCUCCGACCCUGUUCGACGAGGCUCUACACGAAGAUUUAAGUGAGUACAGACAACAACACCCUAAUAUAACUCUCCUACAGUAUGUUGAUGAUCUCUUAAUAGCUGCCGAGACACCCGAAGCCUGCAUCCAGGGAACCGAAGGUCUCCUGCGAACUCUGGGAACCUUAGGCUACCGCGCCUCAGCAAAGAAGGCUCAGAUCUGCAAGUCAGAGGUAACUUACCUGGGUUACUUACUGAGAGGGGGGCAACGCUGGCUAACGGAUGCCUGGAAGGAGACUGUCCUUCGUAUUCCCAGACCGCAGACACCACGACAGGUGAGGGAAUUCCUAGGGUCAGCUGGGUUCUGCAGACUAUGGAUACCAGGGUUUGCUGAAUUAGCAAAGCCUUUAUACCAGGCAACAAAAGAUCAACAGCCCUUUAGCUGGACGGAAGAAGCCGAACAGGCCUUCCAACAAAUUAAAACUGCUCUGCUAUCAGCACCUGCCCUGGGACUCCCCGAUGUCUCCAAACCCUUCCACCUAUAUGUAGAUGAAAACCGAGGCAUAGCUAAGGUGGUGCUAACCCAGCAUUUGGGCCCUUGGCGCAGGCCAGUAGCCUAUCUGUCUAAAAAGCUAGAUCCAGUGGCCGCCGGAUGGCCACCCUGUCUCCGGAUGAUUGCAGCCACUGCCCUAAUGGUAAAGGACGCUGAUAAGCUGACCAUGGGCCAAGAGCUACAAGUCACCACCCCGCAUGCCUUCGAGGGCAUCCUCAAGCAGCCGCCUGACCAAUGGCUGAGCAAUGCCCGACUCACUCAUUACCAGGGACUGCUGUUGAACCCCCUCAGGGUCAUCUUCACCCCCUCAACGGCCCUGAACCCAGCAUCACUGCUGCCAGACCCGGACAUGGGAACCCCACUUCAUGACUGCGCCGACAUACUGGCUCAAGUUUAUGGGGUCCGGGAGGACUUGCAGGACCAACCAUUAUCGGAUGCGGACGCCAUCUGGUUCACCAAUGGAAGCAGCUUCGUUCACCAGGGACAAAGGUAUGCAGGGGCGGCCGUAACUUCAGAAACCGAGGUGGUUUGGGCAGAAGCCCUACCCCCCGGAACCUCGGCCCAGAAGGCUGAACUAAUAGCCUUAACCCAGGCCCUAAAAUUAGGAAGAGACCGCAAGCUAACCGUGUACACUGAUAGCCGAUAUGCCUUUGCCACUGCUCAUAAGACAACCGACCCAGUUUCCCGGGGCAACAAUUUGGCCGAUCAGACUGCAAAAAACAUAGCUCGGCCCCCAGCGCAAUUACUGACCCUACAGCUGCCAGACCCUGGACCCCGGGAAUUGCCCCCCAAUAAACUAGGAUGGCAAGUUCUAGAGCGGAUCCAUUGCAGCACCCACUUAGGUUCCCGGUGAAUGUUGGACUUACUGAGACAGACUGGACUAAAAAUCAGAAAUGUCUCUGAUAAGGUCGAUCAAGUAGUCACUAAAUGUACAGUGUGCCAACUCAACAAUGUGAGUAGCAAUCCUCAGACAACAGGGGUAAGACGAAGAGGGAGCAGACCGGGGACCUAUUGGGAAGUAGAUUUCACUGAGGUAAAACCAGGAAAAUAUGGAUAUAAGUAUUUGCUAGUUUUUGUAGAUACCUUUUCAGGAUGGACUGAAGCCUUUCCAACCAAGAAUGAAAUGGUGCAGAUUGUAGCCAAAAAGAUCCUAGAAGAAAUCCUGCCCAGGUAUGGUUUUCCAGUAAUGAUAGGGUCAGACAAUGGACCUGCAUUCAUCUCUAAGGUAAGUCAGGGACUGGCUUCCAUACUUGGGGCUGAUUGGAAAUUACAUUGUGCAUACCGACCCCAAAGUUCAGGACACAUAGAGAGAAUGAACAGAACAUUAAAAGAGACCCUAACCAAAUUGACCAUGGAGACUGGUGCUAAUUGGGUAGUCCUUCUCCCCUACGCUCUGUUCAGGGUGUGUGACUCCCCAUACAAACUGGGACUCACACCCUAUGAAAUAAUGCAUGGUAGACCACCCCCCAUCAUCCCUAACCUAAAAGAUGACCUUGUCAAAACUGAGAACGAUAAUGGUCUUGAACUCUUGCUCUCCCUACAAGACUUGCAGAGGGUCCAUGAAGAUGUAUGGCCCAAAUUAAAAGAACUUUAUGAAACUGGACCCCUGCCUAUUCCUCAUCAAUUCCGACCCGGGGAUUGGGUCCUUGUCAAACGUCAUCGGCAGGAGACUCUGGAACCCAGGUGGAAAGGACCCUUCCAGGUCAUCCUGACAACGCCUACGCCCAUCAAAGUAGACGGAAUCGCCGCCUGGAUCCAUUACACCCACGCCAAACCGGUGGACCCGUUCUCAGACCUCAUCGGACCCUCAAAGACAACCUGGACCGUUGACCGAACUAAGGACAAUCCUUUAAAAUUGACCCUAUGCCGCCAACGGACUGAGCCGUAA